Messenger RNA from Quercus lobata, 1215 nucleotides. RefSeq names its product prohibitin-1, mitochondrial. The coding region runs from base 127 to 999 and encodes 290 amino acids. NCBI's taxonomy places the organism in Eukaryota, Viridiplantae, Streptophyta, Magnoliopsida, Fagales, Fagaceae. The transcript has 6 exons. The record is from RefSeq and is a predicted model, not a curated record. Gene Ontology annotation, cellular component: membrane; mitochondrion. Gene Ontology annotation, biological process: mitochondrion organization.
AUGUGCGGGGUUUAAGAAAAUAUGAAGGCUUAGCAGUCACUUAGCUGAAGCAUCUUAGCUUUAGGGUUUAUAUACUUUGACACCUACUCUGCGUGCAAGACGCUUCGCUCUUCAAGCAUUUAAGACAUGAAUUUCAACAACGUUAAAGUUCCCAAGGUGCCUGGCGGAGGUGCAGCUUCUGCUUUGCUUAAGGUUGGAAUUAUUGGUGCAAUUGGUUUGUAUGGCGCUUCCAACAGUCUUUACAAUGUUGAGGGAGGGCACCGAGCCAUUAUGUUCAACCGCAUAGUUGGCGUCAAAGAACAGGUCUAUGCUGAAGGUACACACUUCAUGAUUCCAUGGUUUGAGAGGCCAGUAAUCUAUGAUGUCCGUGCAAAGCCCCAUCUAGUGGAGAGUACUUCUGGGAGCCGUGACCUCCAAAUGGUGAAAAUUGGGCUUCGAGUUCUUACCCGUCCCGUGCCAGACCAGUUACCGACAGUUUAUCGAACCCUUGGUGAGAAUUUCAAUGAAAGGGUCCUGCCUUCAAUUAUUCAUGAAACUUUGAAAGCUGUUGUUGCUCAGUAUAACGCCAGCCAGCUUAUUACUCAGAGGGAGGCUGUUAGUAGGAACAUACGAGAGAUUUUGACUGAAAGGGCUGCCAAUUUCAAUAUUGCACUGGAUGAUGUGUCAAUCACAAGCUUAACUUUUGGGAGGGAGUUUACAGCUGCAAUCGAAGCCAAACAGGUGGCUGCACAAGAUGCUGAAAGGGCUAAAUUUAUUGUGGAAAAAGCCGAACAAGACAAGAGAAGUGCCAUUAUUAGAGCACAGGGUGAGGCCACAAGUGCGCAGCUGAUUGGUCAAGCUAUUGCCAACAACCCAGCUUUCGUCACUCUCAGGAAGAUUGAAGCUGCAAGAGAAAUUGCACAUACUGUCUCAGUUUCAUCAAACAAAGUUUUCCUGAAUGCAGAUGAUUUGUUGCUGAACCUUCAGGAGAUGAAUUUGGAUCCUACUGGAAAGAAAUAGGCAUUACAGGUUAAAUUACCAUUUCUUUAAUCCUGUUAAUCAACUCUAUUGUGGUGAUAUUCCUUGAACCUGAGCAGUGCACAAAUUAAACUGACAUUUGUCUUUUGAUGUACUUUGUGAAACAAGAAAAUUAAGGUUUUUAUCAAAUUACUGUUAGUGGAAAUAUCCCACUUCUAUAAUGGAACUUCUUGAAAUUGUUUCGAUCAGUUUGGUUUA